This is a messenger RNA of Ilex paraguariensis (yerba mate), 1587 nucleotides long. The record is from the annotation of a GenBank genome assembly. NCBI's taxonomy places the organism in Eukaryota, Viridiplantae, Streptophyta, Magnoliopsida, Aquifoliales, Aquifoliaceae.
AGUGAUAAUUAAAUUUUAGACUUAAAUCUGAAAGUUAAACAUCAGUGAUUCUUCAUCGUAGAAUGGUUUAGAGGUGAAUUUAUAAUUAUACCUGCUAGAAAUAUUUUUAUUAUGCUAGUUUUUUUUAUCUUCACCCCGCUGCACACCAUCAUUUGUCUUGGCAAAUGCUUUCUUUUAAAUGGUUUUACCUUUCUUUGUAGGCCCUUUUACAUUUAACUAUGCAGAUUCCUAUUUAAACAAGCCAACAUUGGUGUUGAACCCAUACUCUUGGACAAAGGUUGCAAACAUAAUAUUCAUUGAUCAACCUGCUGGCUGUGGAUUCUCCUAUGCAAAAACUCCGGAAGCUUACAACACCAGUGAUACUAUAUCAGCAACACUGACUUAUGAUUUUCUCAGAAAGUGGCUUAUGGAUCACCCCAAGUUUCUCGACAAUCCACUAUACAUUUGUGGCGUUUCCUAUAUGGGCAUGGUUGUUCCAAUCAUUGUUCAGGAUAUAUAUGAUGGUAAUGAAGCUGGAAAUGAGCCACCAAUGAAUAUUCAAGGAUACAUGCUUGUCAACCCUCUAACAGAUAAAAAUAGUGACGUUAAUUCCAGAAUUAAAUAUGCUAAUCGUAUGGCACUUUUAUCAGAUGAACUAUAUGAGUCAACCAAAGCAAAUUGCCGUGACAAUUACAUACAAGUAGAUCCUGAUGACAGAUUAUGCACAAGUGAUCUACGAGUAGUAGACAAGUGCCUCGAGAACAUUUAUUUUCAACAAAUUUUAGAACCCUUCUGUGGUACAACAGUCGCAGAACCAAACUUGCUGAUACGGGGCAGAAGCUCUCUUGAAGAGAAUCCCAUAGACCUACCUCGAGAACCAUGGUGUCGAGAACAUAACUAUUAUUAUGCUGAUGUUUGGGCUAAUGAUAUAGCUGUUCAGAAUGCUCUUCACAUCCUCGAGGGAACAAAAACAGAGUGGGUGCGAUGCAAUAAGACUUUUGAAUACUCGUUUGGCAGAAGUGCAGCCAUAUCUUACACAUUUAAUGCCCCCAGCACUGUUGGAUACCAUCGAAGUCUAACAUACAAAAAUUGUCGAGCUUUAAUAACCAGCGGUGAUCAUGACAUGGUGGUUCCACAUCUGGGAACAGAGAAAUGGAUAAAUUCUUUGAACUUAACAGUUGAAAGUGGUUGGAAACCAUGGUUUGUUGAAGGUCAAGUAGCAGGAUAUACAGUGUCUUAUACACACAAUAACUACUCAUUGACAUAUACUACAGUCAAGGGAGCGGGUCACACAGGUCCAGAGUACAAACCGAAAGAAUAUUUAGCUAUGAUUGAUCGGUGGUUUGCUUAUUCCCCUCUUUAAUCCACAGUUACAGCUCUAAAUUAAUUCAAUCGUCCUGCCUCGUUCAUUAUUUCAAAUUAGAUAUAGGUGACCUACUCAUAUAUAUCUGAUUUUUUUCAAUUUGACGGUCAAAGUCUCGGACAAUUGAUUACCUUUUAAUUAUUUUGUUACGAGGCUUUUGGGAGUUUCCUAAACUUUAUGUCUUCCGUGGCUUUCGAGAAAUAAUGUCACCUUCUCAUUUUUUCAAGUCUAUCUCUAGACACUGG